GGAUCAUGUUAGUUAAACCUGAAAAUUGUUGUACCAGAAAAACUAGAAGCUCUUUUAUUCUUCCCCUAAUUUCUGACGGAAAUCGAUAUAUUAUUUUUUUUUGUCUCAAAUCGGAUUCCAUUUCCAGAGAAAGGGUCUCUGCAAACCCAUAUAAGAACACAAACAUAUUUCUUUCCAAAAAAAAAACACAAACAUAAUUGUCUUUGUCUGUAAUUUAGGUGAUUGGUGCUAACACUCUGCCGAUGUAUGUGCAAAAGGACAAAAUACGGCGAUGCCGAAAAACCAAUGUCUCAAUUGCGUCUUCCCCAUAAUAUUCUUUUUUAAUUAUUUAUUAUUUAUUUUCCACCUUUUCACAACUACAUCGUUCCAACUUCAUCGAUAUCAAUUCUAACCUUCAACCAUUCUCAAUUCAAUUUCUGUCUUCUGGGUUCUACACGUUGUAUUCUUCUCUUUUGCUGGCAUGAAGCAAAUGGAACACGAGAAAGCGCCUAUCUCAGAUGCAAGAUCAAUAGAGGAAACUGGAAUACCUAUGACAACAUUGUCACUUUCCUCGCGCAAAAAUUCUGUUUGUCGUUUUUCUUCGAAGGAAAAGAGUGUUGGAGCGUCGAAUGAGUCCGCGAAGAAACUUUCUUUACUAAUAGUUUUCUAUGCUAUUGUUAUGAUUGUUGAAUUUGUUGGGGGUUUGAAAGCUCACAGCUUAUCUGUUAUUAGUGAUGCUGCACAUUUGCUUUCUGAUAUUGGUGGAUUUGCAAUCUCUCUAUUUGCAGUGUGGGCUUCGGGUUGGGAGGCAACGCCUCAUCAAUCUUUCGGGUAUAAUCGACUUGAGGUUUUAGGUGCUCUUAUAUCUGUUCAGUUAAUUUGGUUCAUAUCUGGUUUUUUGAUAUAUGAAGCAUUUGGUAGACUUGUUUAUAAAAAUAAUAGAGUGAAUGGAAAGCUCAUGUUUGCAAUUGCCACAUUUGGGUUUGUUCUUAACUGUAUCAUGGUUUUAUGGCUUGGUCAUGAUCAUCAUCAUGGUUUUGGACACUCGGGUCAUGGUCAUCAUCACGGGCACAAUCAUGAUCACAGUCAUCAUCAUCAUCAACAUGGUCAUGAUCAGAGUCAUCAUCAAUGCCAUGGAGACUCGGAUCAUGAUCAUGGGAUGGAGGAACUACCUAAAAUAACUGAUGAGGAGAACCUUACCAUGCUUUCAAAUGGUAAGAAGAAUACUAAUGUUUUGAAUAUAAAUAUCCAAGGGGCUUAUUUGCAUGUGAUGACUGAUAUGAUUCAAUCUUUUGGAGUGAUGAUUGCUGGAGGAGUAAUAUGGGCUAAACCAGAAUGGUUUAUCGUUGAUCUUUUAUGUACUCUAAUAUUCUCUGUUUUAUCCUUAAGUACUACUCUACCAAUGCUUAGGAAUAUUUUUGGAAUUCUAAUGGAGAGAACGCCAAGUGAGAUUAAUGUCAUUCAGCUGGAAAAUGGUCUUAGAUGUAUCAAGGGAGUGCAGGAGGUUCAUGAUUUGCAUGUUUGGGCUAUAACAGUUGGAAAACUGUUUCUAUCUUGUCAUGUAGUGGCUGAACCUGGCAUAAAUUCCAUUGAAUUACUUUCUGUGAUUAAACAAUAUUGUGAAAACACUUAUCAAAUACAACAUGUAACCAUACAAAUUGAGUAAGGGCAAAAGCCCACGAGGAAAAAAACUGAACAACUAAACGAACAUUCCUAGACAUGCAAGCCCCGAAAAUAUCAUCAAAGAGGAGACUAUUGAGCUCGUUAAGAAAGGUCUCCAAAAUCCCAAGAAUCUAUAGUAAGGCUGAAAUUAGUAAGUCAAUCAGCACUUGUAUUUGUGUGACGCAUACUCAUAUAGAUUCACAAGAUGUGCUUUAUUCUAUUCUAUUUUGACUUUAAACAACAGAAAUACCAGUACUUGAAAAUGCACAUGUUUCAAGGUCCCAACUAAUUUUAUAAGCCUCUGUUUGGUUUGGCUUUUGCAAAGCCAGAAUCAAUUCUGGAGCAUUUCAAAAGCAAUUAUGCAAUAUUUAACAUGUUUGGUUUGGCUUUUCAAAAUAGCUUUUAUCCUCCAAAAGCAAUUCUAGUUGAAGCUACAAUUCCUAGCUUCUUACUUUCCUAGAAUCAAUUCUACACCCUCAAUUCUAUUAAUUCCAUCCCUGCCCUCAUUAAUUUUUCUAACCCUUCUCCAACCGAUCAACUUGGAUCUAACUUGGAUCAAUCACAAGUUUUAAAUGUAGUUUCGUCGUCAGAGAUGGAUCGCGUUCGAAACAUAAUCCGCAAUGAAAUUAUUGAGCACAGGCAAAAUAAUUAGUAUUGUACUUUAAAUUAUUAUAUCAAUAUUUUAGUACUAUAAUACACAUUAUGUUAGUUUUGUAAUAAUAUUUUAAUACUCUAUUGCACUUUAAAUUCUAUUA
Medicago truncatula (barrel medic) is the source of this 2396-nucleotide messenger RNA. Its product is annotated as metal tolerance protein B. The transcript is spliced from 3 exons. Gene Ontology annotation, molecular function: zinc ion transmembrane transporter activity. Gene Ontology annotation, biological process: zinc ion transmembrane transport. Gene Ontology annotation, cellular component: plasma membrane; vacuole. NCBI's taxonomy places the organism in Eukaryota, Viridiplantae, Streptophyta, Magnoliopsida, Fabales, Fabaceae. Bases 461 to 1645 code for a protein of 394 amino acids. The record is from RefSeq and is a predicted model, not a curated record.